Molecule: messenger RNA, 2110 nt
Organism: Cucumis melo (muskmelon)
Lineage: Eukaryota; Viridiplantae; Streptophyta; Magnoliopsida; Cucurbitales; Cucurbitaceae
Product: protein RETICULATA, chloroplastic-like
Exons: 7
Coding region: 552-1877 (441 amino acids)
Biological process (GO): plant organ development
Cellular component (GO): chloroplast inner membrane
Source: RefSeq, a predicted model, not a curated record
AUUGCCACUCAACAAACAAAUAGCGCCACUUUUUGGAGUUAAAAAUAGAGGCGGAGGAAAAACUAGAAUCUCAUCGCAUAUCUAUUUCAUAUAACUUCUUAAUACCUUUUCCGGCUUUCCUCCGACGUCUCCCCCACCGCCACCGCCGAUAUAGUUUAUUCUAUUCGCUCAUUGUAUAGCGGCGACUUCCGUUAUCGAAUUUGUAAUCGCUACUGCUCUUUUUUUUUUUUUUUUUUUUUGGCUUCUUUGGGGAAGCAGAGGUAUACUGACUGUCUGCAUAACUUAUACUCUAAUUUCAUUUACUUUCUUAGCUAUGUGUCUUUAUUUUCCCGUUCGAGUUCUUCGCGUCAGUGUUUAUCGGAAGAAGAACUAUAAUCUGAAUGUCUGAUCCUACUAACUACACCGUGAUGGUUAAAGAAUUUUAUAUUCUAUUGCAUGUUGAUUAGAAGUUUAGGCGUGAUUGUAUUCGUUAGUCUGGAAUUUUUCUUGGCUUUUGGUUCUCUCUGCUGAAGUUAUAGAUUAGUCGAUAUUUCGUAGUUGAAUUCUCUUACAUGGCGGUAUUUGGAACAUCGUGUUCUGUGGAAUUCGGGAAUGAAGUAGUUUUGGGGAAGAUGAUGUGGAGUAAGGGGGUGGCUUUCGGCUGUGGAAGCUUUAGAAGUGUGGUGAAGGAAGUUGGAUAUCCAUUAUCGGAUCGAAAAGGUAUUGGAAGGAGCAUAACUGUAAAAAGGAAAAACAAGUUCUCGGUUGUGAUGAAUUUUUCGCAGUCGCAUUUGAAUUCGGACGCUCCAGCAGCUGCUGUUAGUGUUACUCUGUCGAAGGAAGAAGAGGACGCCAUUAGAGGAAAGGAUUUUAGAAGUAUGGAGAUGUCAGAAGUGGACAAGGAUAAACAUGACGGAGAGUUAAUUGAUGGCGACGGUGGCAAUGGAACUUAUAAUAACGGUGGAGGAGGUGGUGGUGGCGGCGGUGGUGAUGGCGGGGAUGACAGCAGAGGAGACAAAGAAGAAGAGGAAUUUGGUCCAAUUAUGAAAUUUGAGGAAGUGAUGAAAGAGUUGGAAUCACGAGGGGUGACUCUUCCUUCUGAUAUGUUAGAGGCAGCUAAGAGCGAGGGAAUUCGCAAGUUGCUGCUGCUUAGAUAUUUGGAGAUGCAGGGUUUAGGCUGGCCUCUCGGCUUUUUGAUGAGAUCCUGCGCUUUGAUUCGAAACAGGGUUCUGGCGGAUCCAUCAUUUUUCUUCAAAGUCGGUGUGGAGUUAGUUAUUGAUUCUUGCUGUGCUACUUUUGCGGAAGUUCAAAAGAGAGGCAAAGAUUUCUGGACAGAAUUUGAGCUUUAUCUUGCUGAUAUUUUGGUUGGCGUGGCAGUUAACUUUGCUUUGGUUGCCCUGUUGGCACCUUAUGCUCGUUUUGGGCAACCAUCUGUGUCGAAAGGUUUCCUUGGACGCAUUCAACAUGCUUGUGAAGCACUACCUAGCAGUGUUUUUGAAGCUGAACGACCAGGAUGUAGAUUUUCUGUACAACAAAGAAUUGCCACAUUUUUCUAUAAGGGACUCGUGUAUGGCGUAGUAGGAUUUGGAUGUGGUAUAAUCGGUCAAGGCAUUGCAAAUUUAAUAAUGACUGCAAAAAGGAGCAUAAAGAAAUCUGAAGAUGAAGUACCAGUGCCCCCUCUCUUUAAGAGCGCAGCUCUUUGGGGUGUUUUUCUCGCAUUAUCUUCAAACACGCGAUACCAGAUCAUCAAUGGACUGGAACGUGUAGUGGAAUCAUCUCCACUAGCAAAGAAUAUUCCAGCAGUUGCAAUGGCUUUCACAGUUGGCAUUCGAUUUGGCAAUAACGUGUAUGCUGGAAUGCAAUUUAUCGACUGGGCUAGAUGGAGUGGAGUACAGUAAGACCAUCUAAACAACAAUAAGAUACCAUUUAUGUCUCCUAGGAGCCAAGAAAAUAGUUCACAGGAAAAAAAAGGGUGCUGCACUCUAAUCGCCUAUAAUCUCAAUUCAUGAAGACCAUCCCCUCAACCCCACAGGUGUAACUUAUGCUUUUGACAUUUACUGUAAUAUCUCCGGAGAACUACUGUAAAAUUAAUAUCUUCCAGCAAUAAAAAGGUUAGCGUAAUUCACGAACA